AUGGCAACAAAUGAUAGUGAUAGUGGAGAUACUUUUCAAGAUGAUGAAAUUUCUUUAUCUCGUCCAAUUCGUUUUUGGAUACUUAUCCUAUUUGAUUUUCCAUCAGCUAUCUGUAGUUUUAUUCUUCUUACUCAUCUUCUUGUUAAUCGAACAGCUCGACCUGCAUUAAAUAAUCAUGCAAUUGUAGUUUUAAUUAUUUUUGGUUUACCAACUCAAUUAAUGGAUGUUCCACUUUAUCUUACAUUUAUAAUUAAUUCAGGUAAUGUUACACCUGCCGCACCAAGUACAUGUAUUGCUUGGUGGUUUGCUGCUUUUGCAUUUUACAAUGGACAACAAAUUUUAUUAGCGUGGACAGCUAUAGAACGACAUAUUUUAAUAUUUAAGAGUCAAUGGGCAAUAACAAAACGAGGAAGAUUUUUUUCUCAUUAUUUACCAUUAAUUCUUCUUCUUCUAUAUAUUUCAACUUUUUAUAGUUAUGUUCUUCUUAUAUUUCCUUGUGAAAAUACUUAUGAAUAUGAUUUACCAGUAUGCAAUGCAUAUCCAUGUUAUCAAGAUGAUUUAAUAUUGGGUACAUGGGAUUUUUUUGGACAUAAUAUUUUACCAGCUUUUUUAGUUGCGUCGGUUAGUAUGGCUCUUUUAAUUCGUGUUAUACGACAAAAACAACGUCUCAAUCAACAAGUUCAAUGGAGUAAACAUCGAAGAAUGACGAUACAAUUGGUAUCAAUGUCGAUUUUAAAUAUUAUUUUUAUUUUACCACUUAAUCUUCUUACACUUGCUCAUUUAUGUGGUUUACCAGAUGAAUAUGGCGCUCAACUGCAGUUAUAUUUUUAUUUUGCUGGUUAUCUUUUCAUUUUCUUUAUACCAUUUGUAUGUACAAGUUCAACACCGGGUUUAUCCAAGAAAAUCAAACUUAUAUUUUCAUGUCAAGACCAAAUACAAACUGCUGGCAAUACAUCUAUCAAUGGAGCAGUAAUUAUUGCUCGACGACGACGAUAA
Adineta steineri is the source of this 996-nucleotide messenger RNA. The record is from the annotation of a GenBank genome assembly. NCBI's taxonomy places the organism in Eukaryota, Metazoa, Rotifera, Eurotatoria, Adinetida, Adinetidae.